CCCACCCCGGCGUUUUUUCGCCAGAUUCAAUCGACUCUCCUAUCCCACAACUGCGGCGAUCAGGGCCGGCAGAUUGGGGGUGGCCGCCCCGCCGGCCGAGCACGGAUCCACCACAUCAACCAUCCCCACGAGCACUCCGCUCUAUUCCCCCACCCCCCUGAUUGCAGCGACCGGCGACGGAGGAUUGGAGGAGGCCGCCCGACCGGCCGAGCUCCGAUCCGCUGCAUCAACCGGCACCAGCGGAUUUGAGGAGGCCGCCCACCCUGCUCUCUUUCUCCACCGAUUGGAGCAACCGGCGACGGCUCACUGUAAUUUUCUCAUCCCGCCCUCCUCAUACCCCAAGCUCUAGACGUAAGGGAUCAUCAGGGAAGGGAUUUGGGGGAUAAAAGCACACACGGGCGUGAGAUUUCUUUACAUGUCUGAACACAGCGCAUGUGGCAAAUCCAGUAACUCUGUAAGAUUUAGUUGGUCUUUGUUUAGUUGUUUGUGAGAUUUCCUGUAAUACAACGACUCUGCACUUGUUGAUAAAGACUGAGUCUAUAGUUGUUCUUGUUUGCCCGACCGGCCGAGCUUGGAUCCGCUGCAUCAACCGGUGACAUCUGAUUGGAGGAGGCCGCCCACCCGGCUCUCUUUCUCCACCGAUUGGAGCGACCGGCGACGGCUCACCCUUUAGUUACUAACAUCAUGCCACCAGUUCUGGAGAGUGAUAUGCAUAGCAGGGAAUAUCUUGCGGAACAGAAACGCAAGGGUGAGGCGUAUUUGAAGGAAAGAGAUGCAAGGAUUGCGGAACGCAAGGCUGCGGAGCGGCAGUCUCUUAAAGACAUACAAAGCUUAGCUCGUAGCCUUGUAUACCCUAGUGCCUCUAAUGCGCAACCGACACAAAAUACACGAGGUGCUGAUGAUCGCAGUGACUCCGAGUAUGAACCAGAUGCUGAAGAGGAGGCCCAUGCAGAGGAAGAGGAUUUGAGAGAUGAAGAGAAGGUCGCUGUUGCCAAGUCCAAAGCAAUGGCACCUGAAGGUUCUACCAUGCCAAAAACGAAAAAGCGUGUCAGAUCCAAAAAUAGUGCAGCUGCUACCUCAAGAAUAACAAGAUCUAGAGCUACCGCAACAACUCAGUCAAUUCAAGCUACAAACCAUCAAGAACAGUCUGCACCAAAUCCAACAAACACAUCACCUCACCUAACUUCUAAGGAUAGCAACUCGCUUGACGCUGAUUCAGGGGUACAAGGUUCUCAAGACAUGAUAGGCACAUCUGGACAAUCAGAUAACAUGAUUACAUUACAAGGCCAAGCUUGUAAUGUAGAUGCAUUAGCAUGCUCCACUGGUCCAACUGAUCCACGACCGUCAAGGAGAGGUCGUGGACGUAGACCAACCAUGGGGCAUGGGCAUCAGGAGUAUGCAAGCAGAAAUGGAGGGAGGAAAAUGCGUAUUGAUUUUACAGCGGGGAAAGUGAGACCUACAGACCCAGUCCAAGCAGCAAAGCUUUCUUCUGAGUGUGGUAUCCACAUCAGGAGCAGAAUGCAUGUUGCUAGGCACUGGAAUGACUAUGCCAAAAGCCCACUCAAACAUGUUAUUCCCCAUGCUAUUAAAGAUAUCGCGCUUAACUUUGAGAUGGAAAAGGAUGACAAGGUUGGGAAUGAUGUAUGCACAAAAGUAAUCCAGAAGGGUGUUCGACAACAACGCUACAGGCUAAAGAAGAAAUACUUCAAUGGUUAUACUGCUCAGGAAGCAUUAUCAAAUAAGCCAGCGAACAUUACUCAUGAGAAUUGGACCAGCCUUGUCAAUAAGUCCGAUGAGAGAAACAAGAAAAUAUGUCAAAUGAACAAGGAAAACCGAGAAGCUGUCAAGCAUCACCAAAAGACUGGAUCUAUGUCUUAUGUUGCCUAUUUCAGCAAACUUAAAAAAGACAAGUACAAUAAUCAGGACCCAAGUCCUAUUGAGUUUUUCAAAGACACCCAUACAAACAGCAAGACUGGUAGCAUGAGCGAGCCGGCACUUCUAGCUCAUAAUGCGAUGGAAAAAAAAGAGAAACACAAUCAGAAGGUGAGCAGCCAGUAUUCGAUACAGCGAUUGUGGCUGAAGUUCUAAAGGAAGAAAGCGCCCAUAGCACCUUCCUUUCCAGCAUGGGGUAUGCAUCAAGAUCCAGGAGGUCCGGGAGCUCUACUUCAUCAGCCCAGAUUCGAGUUUUAGAAGAAAGGAUAGAGAGGCAAAAGAUGCAAAUGACAGGCAUCGGGAGGAGUUAGCCACGAGACUUCAAGCACAAGAGAGAGCAUUUCAAGAGAUACAAAAGAAGCAACAAGAAGAAUUGGAAGCUCUAAAGAAGAGCCAGCAAGAGAAGAAUGAAGCCUGGGCAAAGAAGCAAAAGGAGACGGAUAAUCUGCUUGAUUUUCUCUUGAGGGCUCAAGCAACUCAGCAAGCAACUCAGCAGUCCCAGUGCAAACCAGAUGGUUCAUGAAUGCCAUCCUUACAUUGGAAUCAUCAGGAGAACAUAUGUGGUCUUUAGUUAAUAUUAGUUUUCAUCUUGUCUAUUGUCUGUGUCAAACUUGAGUCAGUUUUUUACUGUCAUUUUUGUUUACAGAAUGAUUUGGCUGGGACAAUUUCAUAUAUAAUAUGAUUUGAUUUUCAUAUCAA
Molecule: messenger RNA, 2631 nt
Organism: Aegilops tauschii subsp. strangulata
Lineage: Eukaryota; Viridiplantae; Streptophyta; Magnoliopsida; Poales; Poaceae
Source: RefSeq, a predicted model, not a curated record